This is a messenger RNA of Sesamum indicum (sesame), 665 nucleotides long. RefSeq names its product DNA-binding protein S1FA. The record is from RefSeq and is a predicted model, not a curated record. Gene Ontology annotation, cellular component: nucleus. Gene Ontology annotation, molecular function: DNA binding. NCBI's taxonomy places the organism in Eukaryota, Viridiplantae, Streptophyta, Magnoliopsida, Lamiales, Pedaliaceae. Gene Ontology annotation, biological process: regulation of DNA-templated transcription.
ACGCACACUGGAACUAAUUAGUCAAUCUCGUUCCUUUUCAGCUCAUCAAUUUCUCUAUUCCUUUUUUCUCUUCUCUUUUCUUUCUGUAGAAUUUUCACCUGAAAAGCGCGAUGGAUAUUGAAGGAGAUUUUGAAGAUCAAUCGCCUCCGUCGUUCGAUCGAAUGAAAAAAGUGGCCCAGAAUGUUGAAGCCAAAGGAUUCAAUCCAGGAUUGAUAGUCUUAAUUCUUGUCGGUGGGCUGCUCUUGUUAUUCCUUGUUGGGAAUUAUGUGCUGUACAUGUAUGCCCAAAAAACUGUUCCUCCAAAGAAAAAGAAGCCCAUCUCAAAGAAGAAGAUGAAGAGGGAAAGACUGAAGCAAGGCAUUUCAGCACCAGGAGAAUAGAUUUAACAUGGGUUGUUCCCCUUACACAUUGAGCUGCUGUUUUCCGUAUACCUCAUAAUCAGAACCUUGUUAGCAAGCGUUGCAGUGUUUUAGGACUCUUAAUGAUAUAAAACUUGAACGGUAUAUUUAGAACCUACCAUGUCAUUUUGCAAGCUGACUCAGAAGAAAGAAUGCUAUUUAUCUCUUACGUGAUAGUUUUGCAUUUGUUCUCAAGUCAGACGGUUGUAGAUUUUGUUUAUAUUCAACUCAGUAUUUUAAUGUAUGAGUCUACUCACCCUUGCUGCA